CUGAGCGAGGACGACACGGGCGGCGAACGGGGCCGGGACGGGUGGCGGCGGCGGCGGCGACGAGAGCGCUCGCGCUCGUCGGACGACAACGACGAGGAGGACGACGACGUACGUCUGGAGCAGGGCACGGCAUUCGAUCCCGGUAGCCGACUGUCGCAGACGAGCGUGGAAGGGCCGGCAGCCACCACGCAGCACCUCGUCACGGCCAUCGUGCACCGGCAGCGCUCCACGGCCAGCGAAGUGUCUGAAGCCCCCGACGCAGCAACCGCCACC
Gryllus bimaculatus (two-spotted cricket) is the source of this 273-nucleotide messenger RNA. Lineage: Eukaryota; Metazoa; Arthropoda; Insecta; Orthoptera; Gryllidae. The record is from the annotation of a GenBank genome assembly.